AAAAGAGGGAGAAAUAUUUUUGUGUGAUAAUUUCAUUUUUAUAUUUGAAAAUCGAUUGGCUCGGUGCAUAUAAUGGAUCCGGUUUUUGUUGAUUCAUUCGGUUGGAAAUUCAGUGAAAGCUUAUUGAAAACAGAGACGUAUUAAUAUUGCAUUUGCUGAUUGUUAUCCUCUUCAUCAAACCACCUUGGGCAAUACAAUGGCUUCAACCAAUGGAGAAACCGAUCAGGUUUUGGUGGAAGAGAGAUCAUGUGGGAGGAUUUUUAUAUUGAACAGGCCUAAGCAGCUUAAUGCACUUUCGGCUGUAAUGGUGUCUCGUUUGUUGGAGCUUUUUCUUUCUUGCGCAGAAGAUUCUUCUGUCAAAUUCAUAAUUGUAAAGGGAAAGGGGAGAGCAUUCUGUGCCGGAGGUGAUGUAGCAGCAGUUGUUUAUGAUAUUAAUCGAGGUAAUUGGAAAUCGGGUGCCGAAUAUUUCAGAAAGGAAUUCACAUUGAACUAUGUCAUAGCUACAUACAUCAAACCCCAGGUUUCAAUUCUUAAUGGAAUUGUCAUGGGAGGAGGAGCAGGUGUUUCUGUACAUGGUAGAUUCCGCAUUGCCACGGAGAAAUCGCUUUUUGCUAUGCCCGAAACAGCUUUGGGACUUUUUCCAGAUAUUGGUGCCUCCUACUUUUUGUCAAGACUCCCUGGAUUUUUUGGAGAGUAUGUUGGUCUGACAGGUGCAAGGUUAGAUGGCGCUGAAAUGCUUGCAUGUGGUCUGGCAACUCACUUUGUUCAAUCAGAGAGCUUGCCAUUGUUAGAAGAAGCACUUGUAAAAGCAGCUACCAGUGAUCCAAUGGUUAUAUCUUCUGUAAUUGAAGGAUUUUCAAAUGCUCCGAAUUUGAAGAAGAAUAGUGCUUAUCACAGGUUGGACGUCAUCAACAAAUGCUUUUCUCGAAGAACAGUCGAAGAUAUUAUUCAAGCUCUUGAAAGGGUGUCCGCUGACAAGAAGGACGAUUGGAUCUCUUCCACCAUUCAGUCACUGAAGAAAGCUUCCCCUAUGAGCCUUAAAAUUUCUCUGAGAUCGAUUAGAGAAGGAAGGCUCCAGGGCAUUGGCAAAUGCCUUGUCCGAGAGUUUAGAAUGGUUUGUCACGUGAUGCUCGGAGAAGUCAGCAAGGAUUUCGUUGAGGGAUGCAGAGCUAUACUAGUGGACAAGGAUAGAAAUCCAAAGUGGGCGCCCUCAAAGCUAGAGUCGAUCAGUGACAAAAUGGUGGACCGUUACUUCUCCAAGGUGGAUGAUGCUGACUGGGAAGAUCUGAAACUCCCUGUAAACUUUAGGUUGCCUGCUUAUGCCAUUGCUAAGCUUUAAAGUUUAUUCGUCAGUGACUUGUAUGAUUUGGUACAAAAUAUAUAACAUUACAUAAAUUAACCUCAAAUUAGAACCAUAGAACGUUAUCCCAUGAUAGUGUAUUGAUUGCAUCAAGAAUGGUUCUUCAUUUAUCCAUAUGGUGACUCAAUGUAGUA
Messenger RNA from Salvia splendens (bonfire salvia), 1494 nucleotides. Its product is annotated as 3-hydroxyisobutyryl-CoA hydrolase 1. NCBI's taxonomy places the organism in Eukaryota, Viridiplantae, Streptophyta, Magnoliopsida, Lamiales, Lamiaceae. Bases 197 to 1339 code for a protein of 380 amino acids. The transcript is spliced from 14 exons. The record is from RefSeq and is a predicted model, not a curated record. Gene Ontology annotation, molecular function: 3-hydroxyisobutyryl-CoA hydrolase activity. Gene Ontology annotation, biological process: L-valine catabolic process.